UUUAUCUUUUCUUUCUUUUACCUUUUUCUCCUUUUUUCUUCUCUUCCUUUUCUUUCCUCCUUCUUUGUCUUCUAUCCGCAUUCGUUUAUUUCUUUUCUCUUCUUCCCCAUUUCUCCAUUUCAUUCAUUCAUUCAUUCAUUUACCUCUCCAACCUUCCUUCUCACAACUUUUUGAACCAUGAGCGAAUUAAGAAACGUUCACAAGCCCCUCCUCUUUGAGAUUGCAUGGGAGGUUGCUAACAAGGUCGGAGGAAUUUACACGGUGCUCAAAUCAAAGGCACCAGUCACAAGCCAUGAAUAUGGCGAUCGUUAUACAAUGAUCGGACCAUUGUCCUACAAGACUGCCCCUCUCGAGGUCGAGACCCUGGAACCAGACACGCCCGAGCUGAGACUUACACUCGAAUCAAUGAAGGAACGUGGUGUCAAAUUUCUUUAUGGUCGUUGGUUGAUUGAGGGUGCUCCCAAGGUCCUUUUGUUCGACACUGGAUCGGUCUAUCACAAAUUGGAUGAGUGGAAGGGCGAUCUCUGGAACGUGGCCGGAAUCCCUUCCCCACCAAAUGAUCAUGAGACAAACGAAGCCAUCUUGUUCGGUUAUCUUGUUGCCUGGUUCUUGGGAGAGUUCGUGGCCCAUGAGACAAAAGCGGCGGUGAUCGCUCACUUCCAUGAAUGGCUCGCAGGUGUAGGUAUCGCGUUAUGUCGGAAGCGUCACAUUGACGUCACCACCAUCUUCACGACCCAUGCCACCCUAUUAGGUCGGUACCUCUGUGCUGGAUCCGUUGAUUUCUACAACAACCUGAGGAACUUUGAUGUCGAUCAUGAAGCAGGCAAACGAGGCAUCUAUCACCGAUACUGUAUCGAACGUGCUGCUACUCAUUGCUGCGAUGUUUUCACCACAGUCUCACAUAUCACCGCCUAUGAAGCCGAGCAUCUAUUGAAACGCAAGCCAGAUGGUGUACUGCCCAACGGAUUGAAUGUGGUCAAGUUCUCAGCCAUGCAUGAGUUCCAAAACUUGCAUGCAGUGUCGAAGGAACGUAUCCAUGACUUUGUGCGAGGACACUUCUAUGGCCAUUAUGACUUUGAUUUAGAGAACACACUGUAUUUCUUUACAGCUGGUCGAUAUGAAUACCGCAACAAGGGCAUUGACAUGUAUAUUGAAUCCCUUCAGCGUUUGAAUGAAAAGCUCAAAGCCACCAACUCACCCAUGACAGUGGUUGCAUUCAUUAUCACCCCUGCAGAAACACACUCGUAUACUGUCGAGGCGCUGAAGGGCCAAGCUGUGGUCAAGCAGCUUAAGGAGACUGUCCAUGAUAUUUCUAAGCGUAUGGAAAACCGUCUUUUUGAGAAGGCUUCUCGUGGCGGCGAUGUGGCGACGACUCAGUUCUUGACGAGCGAGGAUGAAAUCCUGUUGAAACGCCGUACUUUUGCUCUCAAACGCUCAACAUUGCCUCCGAUUGUGACCCAUAACAUGGCGGACGAUAGCAAAGACCCGGUCUUGAUUCAACUACGCCGCCUAGGCUUGUUCAACCAUCCUUCUGAUCGAGUCAAGAUUGUGUUCCAUCCCGAAUUCCUCAACUCCAACAACCCAUUGUUUGGAUUGGAUUAUGAAGAAUUUGUCCGAGGUUGUCAUUUGGGUGUCUUUCCUUCGUAUUAUGAGCCUUGGGGCUAUACACCUGCUGAAUGUACAGUCAUGGGAGUCCCUAGUAUCACUACCAACCUGUCUGGCUUUGGAUGCUUUAUGGAUGAUAACAUUGUCGAUUCUUCAGAAUAUGGAAUCUACAUUGUCGACCGCCGGAUGAAGUCGGUCGAGGAAUCGAUUCAACAACUUGCAGACCAAAUGUUGGUCUUCUGUCAGAAAUCUCGUCGUCAACGUAUCAAUCAACGUAACAGAACUGAACGCCUGUCAGAUCUCUUGGACUGGAAGCGCAUGGGACUUGAAUAUAUCAAGGCCCGUCAACUGGCUCUCCGAAGAGCCUACCCAGACUCGUUUGAUGAUGAUGACUUUGUCCUCUCGAACCUGGAUAAGGAAACCCAACAGUUGUUGGUCAGUGAACAAGGACCAAAGAAGAAGAUUCCGAUCCCAAGAUCUGCUCCAGGAUCUCCUAGAAUCCGAACACCCUUGGAAGGGGUUGACACCGAACUAACGUUUGCAAAGAUGUCUGCCAGUGAUAGGGAGAGGUACUUGCAGUACCGAAUGGAUGGACAUGAUGAUGAGGAUGAUGGCUUGAUCCCUUCUGAGCUGGCGGAUGAAUUGGAUCUAGAUGCUCCUUCGACCAUGCAGAUCAGGUUGCCACAACAUUACCAGCAUCGUCAUCAAAAGUCAUCAGGCGCCAAUGGUACUAAAGAUACCACGACAGAAGAUAACAAUGAGCAUGACAUGUCCACUGCACAAGGACGUGCCUUGACAGGAGUCGCUGCAGCACAACAACAAUACAAGAGUUUGAUGGAUGGUGGUGAAAACGGACGUUACUAUGGCAAGAACACGGCUCUCAACGCUGGCGCGCCUCCUUCCUCAGCUGCUAACGUCAACAACAACAGCAACAGCAAUGGAAGCGGAUAUCGCCAAUAAAAACAAAGACAAACAAAUAAAGCUGUAUAUAGUUGUAACACACAGAUUUAAAUGAAUAAAGGCGAUUUAUGCGACAUCCUUUUU
Lobosporangium transversale is the source of this 2649-nucleotide messenger RNA. RefSeq names its product glycogen synthase. Gene Ontology annotation, biological process: glycogen biosynthetic process. The transcript is spliced from 6 exons. The coding region runs from base 178 to 2565 and encodes 795 amino acids. Gene Ontology annotation, cellular component: cytoplasm. Gene Ontology annotation, molecular function: alpha-1,4-glucan glucosyltransferase (UDP-glucose donor) activity. Lineage: Eukaryota; Fungi; Mortierellomycota; Mortierellomycetes; Mortierellales; Mortierellaceae. The record is from RefSeq and is a predicted model, not a curated record.